Molecule: messenger RNA, 1707 nt
Organism: Darwinula stevensoni
Lineage: Eukaryota; Metazoa; Arthropoda; Ostracoda; Podocopida; Darwinulidae
Source: the annotation of a GenBank genome assembly
AUGUGGAAGACGUUGAGGCUUCCUUCAGCAGGGAACAUAGAGCCCAUGGGCGCUAGGUCAUGGACGACCCUCCAGGCACUGACGGUGCUGCUCCUCCUGGGUCACAGCCGGGUCUGGUGCAAGAAGCACAAGUGGGUGUCGGCCAGCGUGGACGCCAGGUGGCAGAGCACCCCCUGGCUCCUCGAGGCCUCCGAGUUCCUACACGAUGAGAGGCCCGACCUCUUCUGGCGGUUUGCGGAUGCCUUGGCCGACCUCGACCCAGAGUCCCUGCAACUCAAAACGGACAAGGAGUACUUCGAGACGGUGGUGGGACUGGCGAGGCGGUUCCUCAACAGCGAGACCAAGGCGCAGCUCCUGAAGCAUGCCCUCUCGCUGCGGUACCACUCGCCCCGGGUGGAGAUGUUCCACCAGAUCGGCCUGCAACUGUGGCCCGACGCCAAGGAGACUCAGGACCCGUGCCCCGCAUUUGUCGAUGUCCACGGCCGUCGCACGUGUCGGCCGGUUGACGUGAAGCCCUUGCUUGAAAAUGCUGGCAUGAGGAAUGCCAGUGUCCUCUAUCAGACGGACCAUCAUUACCCAGGCGGGGAGGGAAGGCCCACGAAGGUGAUCUUGUAUGCCGAGAUGGGCUCUCAGGCCUUCAGGGACUUCCACCCCGUCCUCAAGGACCUGGCCUCUAGUGGUCAGGUGGACUAUGUCCUCAGGCAUUUCCUGCCGGAGCGAGACCCGGGGAAGACCCGUUUGACGGGCUACGGGGUCGAGCUGCAGCUGAAGAGCACCGAGUAUAAGGCGACGGACGACAGCCAGGUUGCCGAUGACUCCAAUGCGGACGGCGACCAGGAGGACCUUGGCGAUGACGAAGUGGAUGGCUACAUCUUCUCCAAGCUGAAGGCUCUCCACCCAGGUGAGGUCGAAGCACUGGAGAAAUGGCGGGAGCACCUGCUGCAGUCAGCCCUGGAGAUCCCGCCGCUGAAGGUGUGGGAGCUGCAGGACCUGAGUCUCCAGGCCGUCACCCGCAUCAUGGCCGCCACGAGCCCCAAGGAAGGCCUGGCCGCUCUCGUUGAUCUAUCGCAGAAUCUCCCUGUUCAGACCAGCCACCUGGUGAAGACGAAAGUGGACCCAGAGCUGAAGGCCGAGAUCAAGAGGAACCAGAAGACGCUGGAGGAGUCGCUGAGCCUAGGCGCGGGGGAGGCGAGCCUGCGCCUCAAUGGGAUCCUCCUCGAUGUGGAUGCCCUCGAGGUCUUCGCGCUCCUCGACAUCCUCCGCAGCGAAGAGAAGCGGAUGCAUGCCCUCUUCCAGCUUGGCAUGAAAGAACCGAGUCAGCUGCAGGAAAUGCUGCAGGGGAACUUCCAGGAGAAGUCGGGCCUGAGCCAGCUGACGUCCUAUGCAAUUGACAUCCGGGACUCAGCAGUGUCCUUCAUCAACGACAUCGAGACCGACAAGCAGUUCCGGCACCUGCCACGGAGCCUGGACGAGCUCCUGCGACCGUCGCUCAUGGGCAUGGCACGCACUGUGCGACGCAACGUGUAUCAUCUGGUCCUCGUGAUCGACCCGGGGAGUCGAGAUUCCCUGUUCCCCCUGGAGAUGAUGGAUUUCCUCACGAGCACGGGACUCCCCAUCCGCAUCGGCCUGGUCCUCUCCCCGGCCGUCGAUCCCGCGGCGGACCCGUUUUGGGAUCCAUCUAGGCCUGGGUUCUUCGCGCUAACAUAA